This is a messenger RNA of Oryza sativa Japonica Group (Japanese rice), 1407 nucleotides long. NCBI's taxonomy places the organism in Eukaryota, Viridiplantae, Streptophyta, Magnoliopsida, Poales, Poaceae. The record is from RefSeq and is a predicted model, not a curated record.
CUUACGGUACAAACUGCGCCACAGCUUCAUAACAGGAGGUUAAAAAUAAUCGUAUUGUUUUGCAUGGAGGACCUCGUAUGAAAAAGAUUCUCGCAGUUUUAUUCUCGGAAAAAGUACACAGAAGGUCCCUCAACUUGUCAUCGGGGUAAAAACAUUCUCGAACCGUAAAACCAGAUAUACGGGAUCCCUUAAAACCGAUCACAACAGUUCCCUCGGCGGUUUUUUCUCGGUUUUAUCCUACGUGGGUACUGAGUCAGUGUGGGAUCCACGCGGGCCCCAUAUGUCAGCCUGUCCAAGUCAGCCUUAUCUUUCUUUCCCCUCUUCUCUCUCUCACUCUUCUUCUCUCUGGGGCUCCAGGCAGGACGGCGGCACUGCCCGACGGGUGGGGAGGAAGGCGGCGUCGGCAGCGGCAGCUUCCUCUCCGUGCUCGCCGACGAGGAGGAGCAAGGUGGUGGCGGCGCCGGGGGGGGGGGGGGAGCAAGGCGGUGGCGUCAGCCUCCUCUCCGUGCUCGCUGACAAGGAGGAGCGGUGGGCGACCCAGCGUCGCGGCGAUGCCGCCGCCGCCGACGGCGGUCCUCCUGGACAACGUCCUCGCCACCUCGCUGACGGAGAUCUGGAUCAAGACCGGGAUGGCGACGAGCACCCUCACCAAGCACCUGCGAGGCUUACCGUUCUUGCUCGCCCGCCGCCGUCCUCGCCGUGUCGUUUCCCCAACCGCCGCGCCGCUUCGCUGUCUUCACCGUGCCGCUCCUUUCCUUCCAUUUCAUCUCCACCAGCGAGUAGAUCUCCACGCCGGUGAGGUUGGAGGCGCGCGGUGUCAUGGCGUUGGGUGCGUCGUACGCCCGGGACACGCCGGAGCACGCCGCGCCGCCGCCAGUGGUGGAGGCCGACGCGGAGCAGCGGAUGACGACGUGGACUCAGCUGUCGUGCCCCACCUCGGCGUCGGGCUGCAGCGCCUCCCUCCAGCGGAACGUGGCGAUGCUGGCGUCGACGUCCGGCGGGAACUGCUCGGAGAUGAUGGUCGUCACCUGCCCGCUCCGCCGACCCACCUGCUCCUGCGUGGUCACCACCGCCGCUGCAUCGCCGGUCGCCGGCCACCGCCGCCGAUCCUCCUCUCCCGCCUCGCCCCGUCGACUUCCUCCCCAACACGCUGGCCAGCCUGCCCAGGAGAAAAUGGAGAGAAGAGGAAGGGACAGAUGACGUGGCAUCCUGACAUGUGGGGCCCAUGUGGGUCCCACGCUGACUCGGCCACCACGCCAAACAAAACCGGGGUCAAAACCACGAGGGACCUAAAGCGAACGGUUUUGAUAUUUAAGGGACGCCCGGUAUCUAUUGGGUUGACGAUUUUGUAUCUCGAUGACAAUUUGAGGGACCCUGGGUGUACUUUUUUCUUUAUUCUCCGAACCC